CUGACGUCGCGACGCGAGCGAACUCUCGCCGUCCGUUCAUCCGCGGGGUCGAUCGACCGAUCAGCGACAAGUUCUCGGGUAGUGACGUCGGUAAAAGAAUUUUGAAUUUUUAGAGAGAGGGGCUCUUUCGGACGAAUUUUCAUCAGAAAAAAGAGAUAUCUACAAAUAACCCUUCGACUUCGAGAACAUAGAGAACAACAGGAUUGUGUCGCUAUUGAAUCAUCAUGCAGCUUCGUCGAGAUACCAAAACAAUGAUUCUCACUAAAGAUAAUGUUUAUCACACCAACUAGCCUCUCAGCAUCUUUAACCAUUAUUGUAGUGUUAAUAGAACUGUUGAUGAUGGCAGUGAUGGUGCUAUCCUUAAACUGUGUGACAUUUUUUGUUUUGGUGAUGUUCCUGACUGAUACAGUGGUAACUUCCAUAGAACAGACUGAACAGAAAACUGCAGGCUUCAGUACAGAUUUUCAUCGGGAGAGGAGAAGCUAUGAGACCCGUAGGAACAAAAACCAUUCGGCGGGAAAUCUCCUGAAAACGCUGCCUGCCGGUCAUGGUGCGAUUUUCCUGACUGAAAACUCCACCACAAUCGUCGCACAAAUUGGAGGGACAGCUAAACUCCCGUGUGUAGUGAGAAAAUUCAAUAAUGGAGUGGUGUCUUGGAUCAGGAAAAAAGACUCUCCUCCCACCAUCCUCACGGUCGGUGUAGGAACCUACAUUGCUGACGAAAGGUUCCUUGUGGAACAUGCAAGGCACCUGCAGAACUGGGGCUUGGUCAUCAAGCACGUCAAACCUGAAGAUGCUGGGCUAUACGAAUGCCAAGUGUCCAGUCAUCCAACUACUAGUAUUUUUUUACAAUUGACAGUUACUGAGGCUGUAGCUGAGAUCAUUGGUGCCCCUGACAUCCACAUACGAGCCGGUUCGUUCCUGCGUCUGGUCUGCACCCUGAGGCACUCCACAGAGCCUCCUUCGUACGUCUUCUGGUACCACGAGGAGCGCAUGAUCAACCACGAUCCGGGAAUCAGCGUGGCUGCAGACAGAUCUUCCAGCGUCCUGCAGCUGGAUGAGGCUGACACGAGCCACAACGGCAACUACACGUGCUACCCCUCGAAUGCCAUACCGGCGUACGUGAAUGUGCAUGUGCUGAAUGCCACAGAAGAGGAAAACCCAGCAGCGAUGCUUCACGCCAACAGCAGUGACAUAUCCACAGCCCUCUUCAUCAGUAUUCUUCUGGCGUUAUUUCUGAAUGCUUUGAUUGCUUUGGACAGAUGA
Phaedon cochleariae (mustard beetle) is the source of this 1266-nucleotide messenger RNA. The record is from the annotation of a GenBank genome assembly. NCBI's taxonomy places the organism in Eukaryota, Metazoa, Arthropoda, Insecta, Coleoptera, Chrysomelidae.